Messenger RNA from Choloepus didactylus (southern two-toed sloth), 4648 nucleotides. It is a transcript of the gene DDHD2, whose product is annotated as DDHD domain containing 2. Gene Ontology annotation, cellular component: COPII-coated ER to Golgi transport vesicle. Lineage: Eukaryota; Metazoa; Chordata; Mammalia; Pilosa; Megalonychidae. Gene Ontology annotation, molecular function: triacylglycerol lipase activity; protein binding; metal ion binding. The transcript is spliced from 18 exons. Bases 203 to 2350 code for a protein of 715 amino acids. The record is from RefSeq and is a predicted model, not a curated record.
CUCCUCUGGGGGGCCCGGGGACGUCCGCAGACUGCGGCCGAAGCACGGGAACGUCAUCUUGAUUCCCUCCGCGUCUCCGCGUCUCCCACCCGGGUCGCAGGAAUGAGGAGAUAAGCCCCUGAGCUCCGAGGCGCCGAGGCUGGCGGCGGGAGGCUGGGGGAUUGGGCAGAAAGGAACGCGCCCAGGUGGCUGAGAGAGCGAAAUGUCAUCAGUGGAAUCACACCAGGAACAGUUGUCCCAGUCAGAUGCAUCCCCGUCACCAAACUCAUGUAGUUCCUUUGAGCUAAUAGACAUGGAUCCUGCCAAUUUGUAUGAACAAGUUUCUCCUCAUUGGUUUUAUUGUAAAAUAAUAGAUUCUAAGGAGACAUGGAUUCCUUUUAACUCUGAGGAUUCACAGCAGCUGGAAGAGGCGUAUGGCUCUGGAAAAGAUUAUAAUGGGAGAGUUGUCCCCACUGAUGGGGGCAGAUAUGAUGUUCAUUUGGAGGAGAGGCUGCGGUAUGCUGUAUACUGGGAUGAGACAGCAUCAGAAGUGAGACGAUGUACCUGGUUUUAUAAGGGAGACAAAGACAAUAAAUAUGUUCCCUACUCGGAAAGCUUCAGCCAAAAAUUAGAGGAAACCUACAUGCUUGCUGUAACUCUGGAUGAAUGGAAAAAGAAACUGGAGUCUCCCAACAGAGAAAUCAUUAUAUUACACAAUCCAAAGCUUAUGGUGCAUUACCAGCCGGUUGCAGGGUCUGACGAAUGGGGUUCAACACCCACUGAGCAGGGUCGACCAAGAACCGUGAAGAGAGGGGUUGAGAACAUCUGUGUUGACAUUCAUUAUGGGGAACCUUUACAAAUAGAUCACUUGGUUUUUGUAGUUCAUGGGAUUGGACCAGCUUGUGAUCUCCGCUUCCGAAGCAUUGUGCAGUGUGUUAAUGAUUUUCGCAGUGUUUCCUUGAACUUGCUGCAGACGCAUUUUAAGAAAGCCCAAGAAAAUCAGCAGAUUGGAAGAGUAGAAUUUCUUCCUGUCAACUGGCACAGUCCUUUGCAUUCUACUGGUGUGGAUGUAGAUCUGCAAAGAAUAACCUUGCCCAGCAUUAACCGCCUCAGGCACUUCACCAAUGACACAAUUCUGGAUGUCUUCUUCUACAAUAGCCCCACCUACUGUCAGACUAUUGUGGACACAGUUACUUCUGAAAUGAACCGAAUAUAUACACUUUUUCUCCAGAGGAACCCUGAUUUCAAAGGGGGUGUAUCCAUUGCUGGUCAUAGUUUAGGUUCACUUAUAUUGUUUGAUAUCCUAACAAAUCAGAAAGAUUCUUUGGGGGAUAUUGACAGUGAAAAGGGUUCGCUAAAUAUUGUUAUGGAUCAAGGAGACACACUGACACUAGAGGAAGAUUUGAAGAAACUUCAGCUCUCUCGUUUCUUUUGUAUCUUUGAGAAGGAACAAGUAGAUAAAGAAGCUCUGGCUUUAUGUACAGACAAAGAUCUUCAGGAAAUGGGAAUUCCCUUAGGACCAAGAAAGAAGAUAUUAAACUAUUUUAGGACCAGAAAAAAUUCAAAGGGUGUUAAUAGAUCAACUCUGCAUUCAGCUUCAGGGGCAAGUGUGUCUGACAUCCCCAAAGAAUCUGAGUUCCACAGUAGUACUGAUGACACUCAAAAUGAUGAAUGUCUGGAUGUUGGCAUUGGGCAGGUAUCUGUAAAAUACCCCCAGCUCAUCUACAAACCAGAAAUAUUCUUUGCCUUUGGAUCUCCCAUUGGAAUGUUCCUUACUGUCCGAGGACUUAAAAGAAUUGACCCCAACUACAAAUUUCCAACAUGCAAAGGUUUCUUCAAUAUUUAUCACCCUUUUGAUCCUGUGGCCUAUAGGAUUGAACCAAUGGUGGUCCCAGGAGUGGAAUUUGAGCCAAUGCUAAUUCCACAUCAUAAAGGCAGGAAGCGGAUGCACUUAGAAUUGAAAGAGGGCUUAACCAGGAUGAGUAUGGACCUUAAGAACAACUUGCUAGGUUCUCUGCGAAUGGCCUGGAAGUCUUUCACCAGAGCACCAUACCCGGCCUUACAAGCUUCAGAAACUGUAGAAGAAACGGAAACAGAACCUGAAUCAAGUUCAGAGAAGCCUAGUGAUGUUAACAUAGAAGAGACCUCUGUGGCAGUUAAAGAAGAAGUCCCACCCAUCAAUGUGGGAAUGCUGAAUGGAGGCCAACGAAUUGACUAUGUGCUACAGGAGAAGCCCAUUGAAAGUUUUAAUGAAUAUUUAUUUGCUUUACAAAGUCAUCUCUGCUACUGGGAGUCUGAAGAUACAGUACUGCUGGUCCUCAAAGAAAUCUACCAAACCCAGGGUAUCUUCCUUGAUCAGCCUUUACAGUAAAAAUGACCCAUCAAUGGCUGCUUAAUACCGACACUGAAGGAUCCUUCCCCAGAAAAUCCACCUGCUUGUGGCGGCAGUUUUCCUCUCCUCAUCUGCAUCUGUUUCCUGCAUGUUGCCUAUCACUUCUCACCACUGGGGUCUUUCUUUUUGGAAGUGAGUGGAAAAGUGAAGGGAAGACCUUUUCACCACUGGCUUCAAAUAAUCACUUGCCAUUCUUUCUUUGUAGCUGAGAUGCUUUGCAUCUUUAACUCUUUGCUGAUAAUAUACAGAAGCCAUAUUUUCUUGCUUUAUUACUUGAGAUGGUAUAGUCAGUUUUGGAUUUGAUUUCUUUUUGGUUGAGUAGGAAUUUUUCUAGGAAAUUAUUGCUUAUUUUUAGAAGAUGUAGUUUGAAAGCAGACUUUUGAGAUCCAGAAGGAAUUUUAGGUUAAUGGUUAUCUCUUGUUGUUCUCUGUACUUUAAUGCUAAGUCUAAGUGGAUAUGGGGAAGAUUUUGUUGGAAGUCUUUUUUUUUUUUUUGAGCCACUUUUCUUUCCUAUCUGUACUGGAUGCAGAAAGGCUAGAAUGUAGCUUUACAAAGGUAUUGUUUACUCUCUGUUCAGCUGACUGACAGAUUUAUCCGGGGACUCACUGAGGCUGUUCACUGUUUUUACAUUGUUUGAACUUAAGUAAGAUUCUCAGAUGAACAGUUCAAUUUGCAUUAGGUACAUCGUCAUAAAACAAAAACAGUAUAUAUCUUAGACUUACCUUUUUAUAUCAUACUUCAAAUUGGGAAACUCAAGAUGAAGUUUGGCUUAGUUAUUUGAUAACGGCUUCUAUUCUUAGGUUUAGAUUAAGGUUAUAAAAGCUGACAAACCUGGAUUACACAGCCCUGACCUACUGCUUAGAUUGUAAAUAAUUUUAGUGGUGCCUUAAUGGUGAAGCAAAAUUUGUGUAAGUUAUCUGCUGCAUCCACUUGGGUGAAGGUGGUAUUGCCCUUUUCAAAAACAUUUUGUUAACAUCAUUGUCUUCUUAAGUACCCAAAAUCCAGAACGCUUAUUUAAAAGGCUCUUGGCACAGGCAGAGUUGACUGAUCGGGUAGGUUUGGCUAGGGAGAAAUGUGUAACUUAUUCUGAAAGAAAAACCUAUGCAUAUAGGUUCCAAGGAAUAGCUAUUGCAGGAUCAGUGUCAGCUGAGUUUGGAACAGGCAAAGUGAAAUUUAGCUUGAAGAUGAGUGUCUGUAGGCUAACUUUCUUCAAGACAUCUGCUUACAGAUCAGGGCUAGUCAUUGUCUUUGCAAUUCUCUUUAUGAGAGUCCUUUUUACUCCCUCUCAGAUUAAACUGUCCCCUGUUUACAGAGUGGCAUCUGUAGGCAGACUGCAUUUUGCUUGUUAUCAUGGUAUCCAAAGCACUGGCAUUUAAUAUUUAUUUAAGCCACCUCAGGAAGCAGUGGUCUUUAUCCCUUUCUAGGGAGAAAAGUGUAGGAGGUUAAUUAAUGUCACCCUGGAGAUGGCAGAGGAGAGAUUGGGGUGUAGGUCAGAGCCUGGCCUUUCCCUGUCCAUCUGUUUAUGGAAUGAUGCUAAGGCACUAAGAUGUUUCAGGUAAUUGAAGUAUUUUAUUUUCCGUGUUAUAUCAACUCUGAGUAUGAGUAAGGGUUACUGAGGACUAAGCAGCAUUCGCUAUAUAUUAAUGGGAAAGCUUUUUCAAUUUGCUCUCUUCAAAUUUAAAUUUACUCUUCUUAUUAGCAGAAUAGAUACUACUUAAAAGUAAAUCAAAGGACAAGCAAGAGUGAGUCUCUAUAACCAAAGAUGGAGAGCAUAAUCCUAGAUAGCUAGAUAUACCACUGUUGUACUAAGAAAUGUUUUCUUUUCUGGUGUUAAGGAGCAGGUAACUAUAAAAGAGCUUAUUACAGGAUAAUAAGCUUGAUUUAAACCUUUUAUUUAGUUGUAUAUUAUUUGCACUCCUUCAGUUAUAUCAUGUGCAGUCUCUUGACCAAGCCUGUUUUAAAUUCUUCCUAUACAUCAUUUUGUACAUAUUCCCAGCUGCAGAUUUCGUGUUGUUUAUCUCAGCAAAAGACAUUGUUUGCAUGGAAAGAUUAAUAGCACUGAUUAGCUUUCUAAUAUUUGCACUUUUGAAAUGUUUGUUUUUUACGUGAUUAUAUUUAAAACUUUAGUAAAUAUUGAAAUAAAACCAUAUCUUCCAGUUGCCUACUAUUACCUGGCUUCAUCUGUCAUAAAGUAAAGACAAUUAAUAACCAUUUUUUCUUACCCUAUGUAUUACUAAAACAAAUAAAAUUUUGGGCAAAGAACUGAUAUUUAAGUUC